Molecule: messenger RNA, 834 nt
Organism: Anthostomella pinea
Lineage: Eukaryota; Fungi; Ascomycota; Sordariomycetes; Xylariales; Xylariaceae
Source: the annotation of a GenBank genome assembly
AUGGAGCCGUCGAGAAGUGGAAAGACAGGCAGUAGUACUCCAACGAUGCAGCUUUCAGCGACCACGGCAAGCGCAUCGGAGAAGCUCUUCAGCAUGCAGGAGCUCUUCGACGAGGUCUUCGUGUGGCUAUUCAAUAUCGUCGAGGAGGAGGCAUAUGGCGAAAAUUCUGAUUCCGAUGAGUGGUUAGUCGGCGACGAUGAGAGGUAUGCGAUGCGAGACAGCUUCCUUGCCGCCUACGUCUCGUUGAUGUGCUGUCGUCAAGUUUGCACGCAAUGGCACGCCCGGAUUUCUUCCUCAAGCAAACUGCAGCGACUUUGCUGGCGAAUCGCUGGUCCAAUACCCCAGACUACAGAAAACGAACUCCCGACAAUCGAACUGAACCCUACUCUCCCCGCGCUGGAUGCGAAAGAACACUAUGGCUUCAGGUCCUCGGCGCCGUCCAUUUUCCUCGCCAAGGGGAGGGAAUUCCUCGCUUACCUGCCCUUGGCACGCAAGGAACUCUACGCCGCCAUUCACGCCUUUCGGUCCCCAGUCUCCAUCGUGGAUAUAUUUGUCUCCUCCUAUACGGAAGACACGCCCCUUCAAUACCGAGCCGAAUCCAAGGGCCCGCCCUACUGGAAGUUUUGUGAUGCUGACGGCGAUUAUCUGCACGAGGGUUGCCGGUUGGCAACAUACGUAAACGAUACAGGCAUCACCGUCGGACAACUGGUCAUAUCGCAGAUGAGACCUUCCGGGCGUAUCCAAGUCUUACACGUAUCCUUGUCAAGUCUGCCGAGCACAUCAAGACGAAACGUUUGGCAGCUUUGGCGGCCGAAGUCGUCGACGAGUCAGUAA